Syngnathoides biaculeatus (alligator pipefish) is the source of this 4540-nucleotide messenger RNA. Its product is annotated as roundabout homolog 2-like. NCBI's taxonomy places the organism in Eukaryota, Metazoa, Chordata, Actinopteri, Syngnathiformes, Syngnathidae. The transcript is spliced from 28 exons. Gene Ontology annotation, cellular component: plasma membrane; axon. Gene Ontology annotation, molecular function: protein binding. Gene Ontology annotation, biological process: cell-cell adhesion; axon guidance. The record is from RefSeq and is a predicted model, not a curated record.
AAUUGAUCGCUGGAGGAGAAGGAAUUCAUGCGCCGCUAGCUGAAGGGGUCAAUAUGCCAGAAUGGGUCCGAUACAAUAUUUGUUUCUUUGUGGACUUCUUUUCGCCAGAAUGAGCAAUGGGUCUCGUCUUCGCCAGGAAGACUCCCCUCCCCGCAUUGUUGAGCACCCCUCUGACCUGAUUGUGUCCAAGGGGGAACCAGCCACUCUCAACUGUAAGGCAGAGGGCCGUCCAGCCCCUACAGUGGAAUGGUACAAGGACGGCGAGCGUGUGGAAACGGACCGCGACAACCCUCGCUCGCACCGCAUGCUGCUGCCCAGGGGGUCCCUCUUCUUCCUACGCAUCGUCCACGGACGGAGGAGCAAGCCCGACGACGGCAGCUACGUGUGCGUGGCCCGUAACUAUCUGGGAGAGGCUGUGAGCCGAAACGCAUCUCUCGAAGUAGCACUGUUACGAGACGACUUCAGACAGAACCCGCAGGAUGUGGUGGUGGCGGUUGGCGAGACGGCUGCUAUGGAGUGCCAGCCUCCCCGUGGGCAUCCUGAGCCCACCACCUACUGGAGGAAAGACAAGGCUCGUCUUGAUCUCAAAGAUGAGAGGAUCUCAGUUCGUGGAGGAAAACUGAGCAUUUCCAACACACAAAAGAGCGAUGUAGGGAUUUACGUUUGCGUGGCCACCAACAUAGUCGGGGAGCGAGAGAGUGAAAAGGCUCAACUCUCCGUCUUUGAGAGACCAGUGUUUGUGCAGCGGCCUGUGAACCAGGUGGUCUUAGUGGAUGAGAGCGUGGAGUUCAGGUGUCAGGUCCACGGUGACCCACCUCCCACACUGCGUUGGAAAAAGGAGGACGCGGAUAUUCCCCGUGGCAGGUAUGACAUCAGGUAUGAAAAAGAGGAUCUUUUGCUGAGGAUAAAGAAAGCCACCGUGAGCGAUCAGGGAACAUUCACCUGCCAAGCCGAGAACCGUGUGGGCAAAGUGGAGGCCUCUGCUUACCUGACCAUCAGAGUUCGCCCUGUUGAGGCGCCCCAGUUUGUGGUGCGACCCCGUGACCAGAUUGUGGCUCAAGGACGAACGGCGACCUUCCCCUGUGAGACCAGAGGAAAACCUCAACCCACUGUGUUCUGGCAACGAGAUGGCAGCCAGGAUCUUCUGUUCCCCAGUCAGCCAACGCAGGGCGAUGGUCGCGUGUCUGUGUCCGUGAAUGGAGAGUUGACCAUUUCAUCAGUGCAGCGUUCAGACGCGGGCUAUUAUAUCUGCCAGGCUCUCACUGUAGCGGGCAGCAUCUUGGCCAAAGCCCAGCUGGAGGUGGCAGACGCCCUGAAGGACCGCCCACCCCCAAUCAUCCGCCAAGGCCCCUACAACCAAACUCAGGCGUUGGGGGGCGUGAGCAUACUCAGGUGCCAGGCUUCGGGAGACCCGCAGCCCACCAUUACUUGGCGAAAGAACGGGAUCAGUCUGCUGGGAAAAGACCGGCGCUUUUCCUUGCUGGAACAUGGCAGCCUACAAAUACAGAGUGCCAAGCUAUCAGAUUCUGGAUUGUACACGUGUGUUGCUACCAGCUCUAGUGGAGAAACAUCAUGGAGCGCUUACUUAGAUAUAACAGAUUCCACUGACCCCACUGACUUCUUGUCUAGCAACCUGACAGCCCUGCCGGGGCCCCCCUCCAAGCCAGAGGUCACUGAUGUCACCAAAAGCAGCAUCUCGUUGUCAUGGGAACCGGGGCCAGAGGCUGGCUCCCCGGUGUCCUCCUAUGUCAUUGAGGCCUUUGGUCAAUCGGUAAGCAACAGCUGGCAGACAGCGGCAGACCAUGUGAAGAACACAGAGUUCACCGUCAGUGACCUACGACCAAAUACUGUCUACCUGUUCAUCAUCAGGGCGGUCAAUGAUCAGGGGCUGGGAGACCCCAGCCCCAUGUCAGAGCCUGUGCGGACACAAGACAUCAGUCCCACUGCUCAGGGAGUGGACCAUCGGCAUGUACAAAAGGAGUUAGGGGAUGUAGUGGUCAGCAUGCAUAACCCCAUCGUUCUGAGCUCCACUUCGGUACAAGUCACGUGGACCGUGGACAAUCCAUCCCGGUUUAUUCAGGGCUACCGGGUUCUGUACCGGCAGACAUCAGGGCUGCCUUCUCCGGGACCGUGGCAGAUACAGGACUUGAAAGUCUCCUCACAGAGGGACAUGACUCUUUUGGCUCUGAAGAAAGGAAUCGUCUAUGAGAUUAAAGUGCGACCAUACUUUAAUGAGUUUCAGGGAGCAGACAGUGAAUCCAUGACAGCGCGGACAAUGGAAGAAGCACCCAGUGCACCCCCACAGCAAGUGACCGUGUUGACAGUCGGAAACAACAACAGCACCUCCAUCAGCGUGUCGUGGGACCCUCCACCCUCUGACCAACAGAACGGCAUCAUUCAGGAAUACAAGAUCUGGUGUUUGGCUAACGAAACCCAGUUCCAUGUCAAUAAGUCUGUGGAUGCAACCAUCCGUUCAGUAGUGGUCGGGGGUCUGCAGGCUGGAGUGCAGUACCGUGUGGAGGUAGCUGCAAGCACCAGCGCUGGGGUGGGGGUCAAGAGCACGCCCCAGCUCAUCACUUUGGGUGCAGAGCAGAGGGAUGUAAUGACGGGCUCGGAGGGCAACAAUAGCAUCUCAGAUGUGGUGAAACAGCCGGCCUUCAUCGCAGGUCUGGGCGGAGCCUGUUGGAUUGUGCUCAUGGGCUUCAGUGCCUGGCUGUACUGGAGGAGAAAAAAACGGAAAGGACUCAGCAACUAUGCAGUGCAAUCCUUCACAUUUACCCGCGCAGUCACAUUCCAAAGAGACAGAGGUCUGAUCAGAAAUGGAAGCCGUCCAGGGCUGUUGAAAGCGGGUGACCCUGGCUUACCCUGGCUGGCAGACUCAUGGCCCUCCACGAGCCUUCCAGCAGACGGAGGAUUGGGGAGUCCGAAAGGCAGCGGUAACUUUGGCCGAGGAGAUGUAUUACCGUCUGCAGCGGUGGAGAAGACAGGCACCAUGCUGUCAGAUGGGGCCAUCUACAGCAGCAUUGACUUCAUGGGGAAGGCAGCUUACACCAGCCCAGUGCAAGAUAACCAGCCUACCCCUUACGCCACCACGCAGAUACUUCAGUCUAACAGCUUCCACGAGUUGGCCGUAGACAGACCAGAUCCCCGCUGGAAGGCUUCUCUCCAGGCCCAGCAGGAAAUAGCCAACCUGGGCUACUCGCUAACUGAUAGACGCCCUGUCACUGGUACAAAAGUAGGGAAGAAAAAGAAGGUGAAGGGUGGAACAAAGACCCCUAAAUCAAAUGGGACAUGUUGGGCGAACAUGCCCCUGCCUCCACCACCUAUGCACCCUCUGCCUGGUACUGAGGUUGACCUUGACCAUUACCCCCAGGAAAGCCACAGAGGAGGAUACGACAGCAGCAGUUGGGCCCCACCUCUCUCGCUCCCGUCCUACCGCCACCCGAGUUUGGACAAUGAUGGUGAGGAGGAGAGGGGACCUACUCCUCCUCUAAGAGGAAGAGCCUCCUCGCCGGCGACAGCAGCAACGGCAGCCGCCGUUUACAACCAGCCGUCAUCGUCAUCACUCAGCUCGGCCCACCACGAGGAGAUGCAAUCGAUUUUGCAGGCCCACUUGGACGAGCUGACCAGAGCUUACCAGUAUGAAGUCGCCAAGCAAGCAUGGCACAUGAAGAGCAAAUCAAAUAUGUCCAACGCCGCCAUCCCGCCAAUGGACUUUAUGUCUUCAACGCUUGGUUCGGAUUUGGGAGACACCCGCCUCUCUGACGAUGAGGAGGAAGAAAGAUACGCAAUGGUGUCAAAGAAUUUCUGCGCCUUCGAUUAUACUCCUGGACACAUUGUGGAUAACCUUGAGGUCUCAGGUAAAGGCACCCAGCUGUGUCGCUCAGACAGCUCUGGCACAACAGAUCGUAGUUUGCAGAACACACAUAGCCUUGGUCACAAGAGGGUGCAACUAACUGGCCUCAAAUCCCAGACAAAUAGGGUUGGGACCCUGCCCAGACGAAACGACACCAACACAGAAGGUAAGAGAAGUUUUUUUUGAGUUCCAGCCACAAAGGGCCUUCACGGCACCGGUUCCCGGAUGAACAGCUCAUGGGCAAGUGCAGCCUCAGACCCCUCAGAGGAGUGCAUGGUGACCGUUUCCACGCUAGAACGGCAGCAUAUGGGUUCCUGGGGCGACACCUCAACAUCCAACAGGGCCACGCUGAGUCGGACUUCUCACAAGAGACCUGCCGCCGACGCCUCUCACAAUGGGCACCUCCUCACAAACGGCAAAGAGAAAAGGGAUCCUUAGUCUUUUGGAUACAUGUCCCCGGACACCUUGUUUCUAAGUGUUGUGAGAUUGCCUCUGUUGAGUGACAUGGAAUGAUGAUUAGAACCUGGAGAGGAGACCGAAUGAAGUCAAAGGAACAUGCAAAUAAAAAUACAGAGCUGUAAAUGUCAUGUACAGGACACACACACACCAGUUUCACAGUGUUCCCUUCAUAGCCCCUUCUUCAAAUCGGUAAACUGUAUGGCCACUUCUAUUAUCUAUCACUUG